UCACGACUGCGGCAAACAGUCAAGACGAGGCUGAGAUUCUCAGGCAAUUGAUUUCACACCCCGCCGCCCGCCAUUGAUUCUCUUCAUACAUUCACUCACCACCGCCACCGACAACAGCUUCUAUAAACUCUGUCCCUCUAUAUCUCAACAUCUCCCUCUCAAUCAACUUCCUCUUCCCCGUACUCUCCGGAAGAUCCUUUGCUCGUCGAAUUCAGCCUGCAACUGUCUGCAACGUCCCUUCCAUCUUCCCAGCCAAAUCGCCCUUGGAUAUUGAGUCACCUUACACGAGCGCACCCAACGUCACUGUACAUCCUUUCAUCACUUCCCAUCAUGUCGACAUCAGCCAGGAGGCGUUUAAUGAGAGAUUUCAAAGUAAGUUGCCCACCAAAGAAAGCUGAAUGCCUCGUGCCACCUUUCCCUCUUCUACCCUUGACUACCUUCGAGACUGACCUUCACCAGCGUAUGCAAACAGACCCUCCAGCCGGUGUAUCUGCCUCUCCCAUCGCCGACAAUGUCAUGACUUGGAACGCUGUCAUCAUUGGACCAGCAGACACACCCUUUGAAGAUGGUACAUUUCGCCUAGUCAUGCAAUUCGAAGAAGCGUAUCCCAACAAACCUCCCGGUGUCAAAUUUGUCUCUCAGAUGUUCCACCCUAACGUCUACGGCACCGGCGAACUCUGUCUUGAUAUCCUACAGAACCGAUGGUCCCCUACCUACGAUGUCGCCGCCAUUCUCACCAGCAUCCAAUCGCUCCUCAAUGAUCCCAAUACCUCUUCUCCUGCCAAUGUCGAAGCCAGCAACCUCUACAAGGAUAAUCGUAAGGAAUAUACUAAGCGUGUGCGAGAAACUGUGGAGAAGAGCUGGGAUGAUUGAGUUCUGAACCGCCACUGUACCAAGACUGCUACCAUUGCCAACUUGUCAAGCCUCACGUUCACCAUGUUUGCGGUCUUUCUUUCAGCGUUUAGCAUCAAGCCAGGUCGGCCGGUCGGUGUUGAGGGCUCAAAUUUGUCAGGAUUGCACGGCGUAUUGUCAGACACGAAUUGAAGGAUGGAUUAGAAGAAGGUGUCAAUCAUGGCAUUGACUAGGAUGACGAGCCAAGUUGGUGUCUAGGAUUAAAUAAGACGACAUUAGUAUGUGGCUGUGAUAUGAUCGUCUAUCAAGGCCAGCAUUGAAUACAUUACGCCAUUCAAACAUUCAAAUGAUUCAAAAGAGGUUUCUUUUCUUCAGUUUUGU
This is a messenger RNA of Exophiala mesophila, 1233 nucleotides long. RefSeq lists its product as uncharacterized. Gene Ontology annotation, cellular component: HULC complex. Lineage: Eukaryota; Fungi; Ascomycota; Eurotiomycetes; Chaetothyriales; Herpotrichiellaceae. The transcript is spliced from 2 exons. Gene Ontology annotation, molecular function: ubiquitin conjugating enzyme activity. Bases 331 to 873 code for a protein of 180 amino acids. Gene Ontology annotation, biological process: proteasome-mediated ubiquitin-dependent protein catabolic process; DNA repair; protein polyubiquitination. The record is from RefSeq and is a predicted model, not a curated record.